UGGCUAGUCAGUUCAACUCCUUUGGCGCGCCUCGGGGCCAGAGAGGCGCCUCGGGCAACGGCAACAACGCAUUUCGUGGACGAGGAUCCGCUACGCGAGGCUCGCAACACAUUUCAAGAGGCGGGAGCACAAAUGCACACAGAUCAGGAGACAAUCCCCGUGGCCGUGGAAGAGGGGCAAGGCGGUUCCCUAUCGGCUGCGACAUCGUCUCCUGCGCAUCAAUCGACUGUCUCACCGUCCGAUAAUUACCAAGAACGCUAUGAACAGCUCAAAUCCGAACGCGCGGCGCAGAGAAAGAAGGCGAUUAGAGAAGGACACAUGGCCGAUCCAGAUCAACCUACAGCGCUGAACAAAGCUAUCAGGCCUGUAGGUACAUGUACCUCCAUGUGCCCCGAGUUUGAGAGCAUAGAACGGAUUGUGCAGAAAAUGGUCGACAAAAAAGAAAAGUACCUGGAUCCAUCAACCGGUGUCCCACAGAAUUCGAUAGCUAUGAUGCUCAAGCGCUUCCGACGAUCCGCAGCUGGCUAUGAGGAGCAGCUCCCUUCCGACAUUCGAACCCCGAAUACGCUGUUGCAAACUACAAACUAUCUUAUUCGUCAUAUCAUUGGUGGAGAGGAACCAUUGGGUAUUAUUCACAAAUUCGUUUGGGACCGGACGCGUUCCAUUCGUAAUGAUUUUUCUGUUCAACAAGUCACCAGUGAGAACGAUGUCAAACUGGCUGUAGUGUGUUUGGAAAGAAUUGCCCGAUUCCACAUCGUUUCCCUUCAUCUUUUGUGCAGCCCAGACAAUGAAGAGCCAUUCGACAGGCAUCAGGAACGCGAGCAGUUGAACAACACAAUGCUUUCCCUGAUGUACUACUACGAUGACAAUCGUGAACGCAUCCAUUUUCCCUGCGAGGAUGAGUUUCGAGCAUACUAUAUUUUAUUCUCCAUCCACGAUCAACGACCUGACCUUGAGGUCCGAGUUCAGAGAUGGCCCGCAUCACUUUUGAAUUCUCCGCGAGUUCAAGUUGCAUUGGAGCUGUACGCAGCUUCUGGGAAUACUUGGGAGUCCUCUGGAACUCUCGAUGCGCGUCGGCCAAAUGCAAUUGCCCAAGGAUUCUAUAGUCGAUUCUUCAACAUUAUUGAUUCUCCAAGCGUGUCAUAUCUCACGGCAUGUGUUGCUGAAAUUUACUUUUCUCAAAUUCGUCAGACAGCCAUUCGUUCGAUUUGGAAGGGAUACCGUCGAUUGCCUGUAAGCCAACAGGCUAAAAACGAAGAUUGGACUCUGGAUGAAUUGACCCGGGUUCUGCAUUUUGACGAUGACGAGCAGACAAUCCAGUUCUGCGAGGAACAGGAUCUUCAGCUGAAAGAGAAUGCUAGUGGACAGCUUUAUUUGGAUUGGGCCGACCGUAAUGUUGACACCAUCCCAUUCUCCCCAUCUUCGACACAGUGUUUCUCCAAUACAUACGUAGAGUCGAAACGGGUCGGAAGAUCUCUCCCUGCCAUCAUCCUUGGAAUGAGCAUUCGUGAAGCUGCUGCAAUGGGUAUGAUUGACCCAGAAGAGAUUCGUUGCGGUUCUGAGAUAUCAAUGUCGCCAAUCAUGGAAUCCUUCCCGCUAGAGGCAGUUCCAAGGGCCGAUCCCUCUCCUUCUGCCUUCGAACCGGCCACUUUGCUCAAGCCCUCGAAGCAACCUGCCGCUUCCACUCCCUUUGCGGGGCUUUCAUCCCCCUUUGCGUCUUUGAGGUCGUCAAAUCAAACGGCCGAGAACACCCUUUCAACUUUGAAUGGAAAAGCUACGCCUCUUCCAGCAUCCUCGUCUCCCUUCGGACCUUUCAAGAUAUCAGAACCUAGCCAGCAGGCUGAUAAUUUUUCGGGUUCGACGGAACAAACUACGUCCGCCACUUCACUCCACUUAUCUUCAUCCCCAUUUGGAUCUUUAAAACCAACAGAACCCAAAGAACCGAUGGGUGUUGCUGAUUCUUCUGCGGGACAAUCCAUCUUUCCGCCGUCGAAAUUAUCUUUUGCGUCUUCCAAUCCGGCAGCACCUGACCAAACGGCUAGUGCUUUUCCUCCUUCCACGGGACAGUCUCUGUUCCCGCCAUCGAAAUCUCCAUUUACAUCUUUUAAGCCGUCGCAGCCCAUCCAGGAGGAGUCUACUUCGACGGAAAAACCUACGACCUCAGUCCUAUUCCCAUCAUCUUCAUCCAGCCCCUUUACAUCUUUCAAGCCGUCAGAACCUAUCGAUCCGUCUGUUAUCUUACCUUCGACGGGAAUAUUUACGUUUCCUCCAUCGAAAUCCCCCUUUACAUCUUUUAAGCCACCAGAUCUGAACCAAAAGGAUGAUUCUUCAUCCACCAUCUCCUCUCCUCUCUCUAUACCUUUCCAACAACCAGAACCCAGACAAAAGGCCGACACCCCACCUGCUUCAACGGGACAAGCUGUGGCUCCCCAUAUGUCCGCAGAUUCUAUAUCCUCCUUUAUAUCAUCGGAGCCUGACCAAGAGGCUGAUGAUUCUCCUGCUUCCGACUUGAUACCGCCAAAUAAUUUCGAGACCACUGCAAAAUCAAUGACUCCAAAUCCAUUUGCCGCAUCGCUAUCAUCCUUCAAGCCAUCAGAGCCAAUCAAAGAAGCCAAUGCUGUAGCUGGCUCUCUGUUUAAUCGGGUUACAAUACCCACUACGAAACAAACACCUGUUCCAAGUCCAUUCCUCGCAUCUUCGUCCACUCUUGCAUCCGCCAAGCCUUCCGAGCUAAACGAUAAGUCUGGUACUCUCCCCACCUCGGCGGGACAAUCUCUAUUCCCAGCAUCUUCGUCCUCCCUAUCUUCCAAGCCUUCGGAGCCCAGCCAAAAAUUCAAUACUUUUCCUGCUUCAACGGGGCAAGCUGGAACUCCCAACCCAUUUGAAGCGUCUAUAUCAUCAUUUAAUCGAUUAGAGAAAAUCAACGAAAGCCAUGCUCCAGGUGGCUCUAUUUUUGCUGGAACGCUACCUUCCUCGGAAUUAGCUCCCACCAACCCAUUUCCAUCAUCUUCACCCUUCACUGCAUUCGCCAAGCCAUCCGGGCAACAGCAAAAGGCCGUUACUCCUCCCACUCUGGCAAAACAAGCUUUCUCUCCCACGCCAUUCUCACCAUCUGCGUCCUCUGCGUCCUUCAGACCGAUGGAGUCUAAUGAAUUGGCUGGUUCUGCGGCCCAAUCACUUUCCAAUCGGGUCAUGUCUCCGGAACAAAGUGCGACUAGUACCCCAUUCCAAACAUCGACAUCGUCGUCCGCUUCAUCUUUUAACGCGUCGACAUUCAGUCGAAGCCAUUAUCGAAAUUAUGAUGAUUUAUACCCAGCCUUUGAAACUGAGGAGGAAGAAAGAACCGCAUGGCAAAAUCUCAUUAACUCGACAGUGGCAAAACGUGCUCGAAAGAGGGCACGUGAAGAAGAAGAACAGGCCGAGAAACGACAUGAGGCUUACAAACUAUCCGAGCAAGCAUUGAAACAGAAGGAACAAAAGGAACUCCAAUUCCCCAAGCUUUCAAAGAUGGUGAAGGUCUCUGACCAGGCGGCAAAUGCCGUCAAAGAAGCCGCGGUCAAAGCUCACAAACGUAUGGUCGAUGAGGACGAAUUACUUUUAACGGCCGCUCGAAUUGUUGCUGAGCAGCUGCGAACUGGGCCAUCUAUUUUUGAAGGAUACCGUCGCACUCGGUGA
Messenger RNA from Penicillium taxi, 3675 nucleotides. RefSeq lists its product as uncharacterized. The annotation marks the transcript as partial. Gene Ontology annotation, biological process: mRNA export from nucleus. Gene Ontology annotation, cellular component: transcription export complex 2; cytoplasm; nucleus. The transcript is spliced from 5 exons. The record is from RefSeq and is a predicted model, not a curated record. NCBI's taxonomy places the organism in Eukaryota, Fungi, Ascomycota, Eurotiomycetes, Eurotiales, Aspergillaceae.